This is a messenger RNA of Sarcophilus harrisii (Tasmanian devil), 3610 nucleotides long. RefSeq names its product Rho GTPase activating protein 22 (gene ARHGAP22). Gene Ontology annotation, molecular function: GTPase activator activity. NCBI's taxonomy places the organism in Eukaryota, Metazoa, Chordata, Mammalia, Dasyuromorphia, Dasyuridae. The transcript has 8 exons. Gene Ontology annotation, cellular component: focal adhesion. The record is from RefSeq and is a predicted model, not a curated record. Bases 1215 to 3095 code for a protein of 626 amino acids. Gene Ontology annotation, biological process: activation of GTPase activity; signal transduction.
GGGGAAGGGGGUCUUUCAGUAAGGUCGCUGAGCUCCGCGGAGGAGGGACCUGUAGGAAUACUGGCGUAGGACGGCCGCCGGCCAAGGGACCCUCGCGUUCUGUUGCCGUCGCUUGUUUUGACUUUUUGCAACAAACCGGGCUGUGAAAUUAAGCAGCGGUGCAGCUGUGUGAUGCUUCUGUCUCCUUGGGUUUGUGGAACGGGGGAUGCUGAGCGGGAUCUAGUUCCUGAGGCAUCGAUGGGGACUUUGCUUUCCCCCUUUCCCUCCCCCUCCCCUUUAGGAAUUCCUCCAGGCAAUGUUUAUCCUGCGUUUUAUUCAGAUAAUUCCACGGUUUUCCCUUCUGCAUUGUGCUUGGAGUUAUGGAACAAUCCGCUUCCAGGGGAGCCCAGCCUUCCCCUAGUGGCAGAGGAUGCGAUCUCUUUCAAGGGCUAUACUUUCCUCUCUAACCCGUUACUUGAAUGUAGUCCAACCCCAUGAGGUGACUCUGAAGGAAACUGAAAGGUAGAGAGUUCGCAUCCCUGCUUUGCCUUUCUCCACCCUCUCUGAGAGCAAACGCUUUCCUUAGAAGUGGUGGGGCAGUUUCCAUCAGGCAAGACUUCAAUGGCAAACCACAAAGUCAGCCUGAACCGGGAAGAAUGUCAGGGCUACAGACAGAAGCAGUCAAGCCCAUACCUGUCCAGUGGAUUUAAAAGGGCUGAAAUUGCCUUCAAAAGGGAGUGCCAGGGAGAAGAUGGAGCACCGGCCUAAGGCUCCGGCUCUGAGUGUCAUUUUCAGCAGGGCUGGAGUUCUGUGGGUCAUGUGAGACAUCUCAUUUAACCUUCCCUUGCUUUUCUUGUUAACUGUCACCCAGCCGUGCUCCCACCCAGAGUAUCCUGCCUCCUUCUAAGCUGACUCUUCCAAAACAUAAGCCGCUGCUGCAGAGCUGACUGCUUUGGCUUUGGGGAACUGGCAGUGAGUUGGCCCAAGCCUAUACUCUUCCUGACACUCAGUCAGAGCAGUUAAGAGCAGAGGUGUGAGGAUGGAGGAGAGGGAGGGAUAUUGGGUCAUAUGGGAAGGAAGCAGCUUUCAUUCCACUUAGAGAGAAGGAAAGAGAGCCCUUUUGUAUCUUUGCAUGAAAGAGGCUGGGGGUUUACCAGACAUGGACGCCUUUUUAAAUACAGGACAAAUUUCCCCUUCACCUCAAGGAAGAAGGUGGUGCAGGGGACCGGGAGAAGAUGCCUGUCAAUCAUGAAGCUUUCCUUCUUAUGGCUAACUCCCAGAACGACAUGGAAGAUUGGGUGAAAGCCAUCCGCCGGGUGAUAUGGGCUCCAUUUGGUGGAGGUAUUACAAAUAGCUCCCAUGCUCCUAAAUUAAAACUGUUGCCUCAAGGGAUCUUUGGACAGCGUUUGGAAGAUACUGUGCAAUAUGAAAGGAAGUACGGUCCUCGCCUGGCCCCAUUGCUGGUGGAGCAAUGUGUGGAUUUCAUCCGAGAGCGAGGCCUCACAGAGGAAGGACUCUUUCGGAUGCCUGGUCAGGCCAACUUAGUCAAGGAUUUACAGGAUUCAUUUGAUUGUGGAGAGAAACCCUUGUUUGACAGCACAACUGAUGUCCACACAGUUGCUUCCCUAUUGAAACUGUAUCUCCGGGAGCUGCCUGAGCCCGUCAUCCCCUUUGCCAAAUAUGAAGAUUUCCUCUCCUGUGCUCAGCUGCUCUCAAAGGAUGAGACUGAGGGCACUCUGGAGUUGGCUAAGCAAGUGAAAAAUCUUCCUCAGGCAAAUUAUAAUCUUCUCAAGUACAUAUGCAAGUUUUUGGAUGAAGUUCAGGCUCACUCGAAUAUAAACAAGAUGAGUGUCCAGAACCUUGCUACAGUGUUUGGGCCAAAUAUCUUACGUCCCAAAAAAGAAGAUCCAGUGACAAUCAUGGAAGGUACAUCCCUUGUCCAGCAUCUCAUGACAAUCCUGAUUAGCAAGCACAGCCAGCUCUUCAGUGCUGCCCACAGCGAUGUUUCCGGUGAUGUCCCUCCCAGUGAUACCCCAGCCCCAAAGCCAGAAGUCAAAUCUGCCCCUCCACGUAGCGCAGCAGAAUGGAUCUUGGAGGAGCAUGUGGAGGAAGGCUGGAAAGAGACCAACUCUCCCGGUCUCACUGAUGGACCUUCUAAGAGGACCAGUUCCCUGGACAGUGCCACGGUGGGGACCCUUCCCAAGCCUACCCAAGAGCGGAUCAGUCGGCGUACCCAGAUUUGCCCUAACAAAGCCGCCACCAGUCCCAGUAAGAAGGUCCAAACUUUGCCCAACUGGAAGUACUCCUUCCGGCAAUCGGGGGCCAAGUCGGGGAGCCCUAAGCUAGUCAGCUCUUCCUUGGACAUCAAUACUCUUCCCAGCAGUGGAAACUGGCUCAUGAAUGGGCUGUCCUCCCUUCGAGGUCACCGUCGGACCUCCUCUGGCGACAGGGCCAAAGACUCCAACUUACCGCAGAGACUCUCCACCUAUGACAACGUCCCUUCAGGAAGUCCUUCCACGAGUGCCCACAGUGUGGCCAGCAUGGCCUGGUCCACCUCUUCCUGCGAGAUCUCUGUGGUAGACUCAGUCAACAACUGCCCAGUCUGCUACGCCAGCGGCUCUUCACCCUGCAACUCGGCCCGCUUCGAAUGGCCACCCCAAGGCUCCCCAGCUUCCAGCAAUGACAUCAAACUGACAGAACUGGGGGACAGUACUGAGAGGCUGGCCGUCUGCGUCAGCACCCUGAACGGCAGCAGCAGCGAGGGGAACAAUUUUAACACCAUGUCCAGGGACUCAGUGCAGUGUUCUCAUGCCCUGCAGAGCUUGGUCACAGAGCUCAAGGCAGAACUAAGCAAACAAAAAACUGAAUAUGAGACUAGUUUGAGAAGAAUCGAGGAAGCCAGUUCCGGCUUAAAGAAACAGAUGGCCCGAUUAGAAGAAGACUUAGACCAAGAGAGGAAGAAAUUCACAAUGUUGGAAAUAAGAUUGAGAAACUCAGAGCGGGCACGUGAGGAUGCUGAGAAAAGAAAUCAGCUUCUCCAGAAGGAAAUGGAAGAGUUCUUUUCUACCCUGGGCACCUUAACUCUUGGGUCAAGAGGCACAAAGGUUCCAAAGUAAAAGCAACUAAAAAAAUAUCCAGUUUAAUUCUGCAUUUUGUUUGAUCUGGUUUCUUGUUCCUGCAGAGCUGCUGUCCUAGGUAUUUGUCCACUCAUGAAUAAUGAGUAAUACUGAAGGAAUCCCAUACUCUUUUGCUGUCGUUGUCCCGGUUUCUGUAAUGCUAUAUAUUGUAUCAGGGAAAUUAAAGGACCGCUGAAGACUAUGUGUGAAAAUUAAAAGUAAAUAUUAUUUCCAAGGGGCAUGAGGUGCUCCCCCUCUCUGGGGUCCCAGGGACCAUCAUCUGCCAUUAUAAUAACUUCAGGAUUUGAACUUGUUCUACUGCACCUUUACCAAGCUGGAGACCAGGGUUCUAUACAAUGGCCUGAAGGAUGUCCAAGGGGAAAGCCUGUUCUUGCAUCCCCAGGCAGCCAGGAAGGCAGUCCCUUCCUCUUCCAUCAUGGUCGCACAUACUUCCUGUAUUGAAUGAAGUGGGACAUGGAUAUUUUGCAUUCUUUAUUAAAUUUGCUUUAAAAAUG